AUGACAACAAACCUGAAAGCAGAGCUAUUCUGUGACAGUGAAAAAGUGAUACGUACCUCAGAGAGUGUGGACUGGGAAGACAGAACUGUUCCUGGAACGUUGGUUAGAAAUGUGGUACAUUCAAGGAUUACCAGUCCUGUGCAUCUCUUUGUUAAACAGCCUCUGGGUUCAAAGCCAGCAUAUGCAGACAAUUUGGAAAACUUUGGGGAUUGGCUGGCAAACAGAACAGAGAUUCAAGAGCCACUAGCAAGAACUAAAAGACGGCCAAUAGUGAAGACAGGAAAAUUUAAGAAAAUGUUUGGGUGGGGUGACUUCCAUUCUAACAUUAAAACUGUCAAACUUAACCUGCUCAUCACAGGAAAAAUUGUUGAUCAUGGAAAUGGAACAUUUAGUGUUUAUUUCCGGCACAAUUCAACAGGCCUGGGCAAUGUUUCAGUGAGCUUGGUACCUCCCUCUAAAAUAGUAGAAUUUGAAGUGUCCACCCAGUCUUCCUUGGAGACUAAGGAAUCCAAAUCUUUUAACUGCCAUAUUGAGUAUGAAAAAACAGAUCGGGCAAAGAAGACUGCUUUGUGCAAUUUUGACCCAUCCAAAAUCUGUUACCAGGAGCAGACUCAAAGUCAUGUGUCCUGGUUAUGUUCCAAACCAUUUAAAGUCAUCUGCAUUCACAUUGCCUUUUACAGUAUUGAUUAUAAACUUGUACAAAAGGUUUGUCCUGACUACAAUUACCAUAGUGAGACACCAUACUUAACUUCUGGAUAAAUCUUUUCUCAGUAAUAGAAAUGAAAUUUUCAUGUCAAUUUACCUAGAAUGCCAAUAAAACAGGCCCAGCUUUCCCUGACAAAAGACCCUUCUAUUUCUGGCAAUAGACUGUAAUUACUUGUCCAUAUUUCACAUUAAAAUAUAUAUUCAAAUGAGAAGUUGAUUUAUUUUGGUGAUAUUAUCCUUAUCUAAAAAGUUAAACAGAUUGUAAAAAACCAUCAUUUUCAUGUAAGAUGGUAACAUUCUGGAAAUGUUGCUUCUCUGUAAGAAGCAUCAGCAGUAGCCAUGUGUAAAAGGAGGAACCAAAUUGUGCAUGUGAUAAGCACUGUUCUUCAAACAGUUCAAUUGUGCAUGUGAUGAGCCUGUCUUUGAUGUGUUUUAGAAAGUUUCAAAGAGUAGGUUCAGUAAAAUAAUUGAGAAGAUGGUGUUUAAGAGAUGGAUUGUGUUUCUGGUAUUGAACUGUUUUUUAAAAUUACUAUCUCUUGAUGUCAAUUUUAAUAGCUACAAUGUCACAAGAAAAUCAAACACAAUACUAUCUGAGCAGUCUGCAUAGACAAUGAUUGAAGCACUUUACUAUUAUGAUUCUCAUUUGAGUGGUAUUGAAACAUACCACUUGGGUACUAGAUAAGCAAAUGUAGGUGUAAGUCAACUCAACAAUAAUGAAGAUGAUAUUUGUAGACACUUCAGUGUUGCAGAUUCUUUUUUUUAAUUCUUAUUCACAUUAAAGUAAGGACUUCAGUCCCAUUAUUUGAUAGUCUGAUUUUAUAUAUACAUUUGUGGAACAAUUCUGAAAUUGAAAGAAAGUAUUUCUGGGCAAAACCAUUCCACAGUCAUGGACUCAUUAUUUGUAGGCCCUCAGAUUAGGUUUUCUUUGCAUUUGUUAUCACCAAAAUGAGAAUAAGAGUUCUAUGUAGAAAUAAUUAGUUACAUUUGAGUAUUUCUAAAAAAUAAGUACUGAUAUUUACAAUGCCUGUAUCACUGACAUUUUGAGAUUACUUUACUCUCAGUGUCCUCAUCUUCGAGAAGAGUUGAAUGACCAUCUUUAGGAUGGGUAAUGAGACUGAAUGAGAACAGAUAAAGGGAAGAAGACUGGUAGGACUCGAGACUUGUAGUUAGUCUCCUCUAAUAGAUAUUAACUUCUACUUAAAUACUCAUCUGUACAGUGUUAAACAAGUAAAAUACUUAAAUAGGACUCAUUUAAGGUAAGUCCUAACCAACAAAUGUACUCUUAUCACAUUGUUCAGAAAGCCUACAGCUUUGUUCUGUACUUUACAUCUCUAUUCUGUCCUUUUCCUGGAAAUACUUAUUGUGUCUUACUUUGUCUUUUGUACAAGUUGUGCUGGGCUUGUAAAUGGUAGACCAUGUUUGAUAUUUCUCCUUUAGAUCAUUGGGUGCUUGAUUUUGUUGUUAGUAAAUAAUAUUUUGAGGCAUCUUCUAUGUUCAUCUAGAAACAUGAACAAAUAGUGUUUGUUGUAAACUAUGUGUGAACAUAUAUACUUGGAAUUUUCUUCACACAA
This is a messenger RNA of Rattus norvegicus (Norway rat), 2276 nucleotides long. The record is from RefSeq and is a predicted model, not a curated record. NCBI's taxonomy places the organism in Eukaryota, Metazoa, Chordata, Mammalia, Rodentia, Muridae.